GCAAGAGAAGAGCCGGAGUUGGCUGUGGGCCAUAAUUGGCUGCCUGCUGGUCCAGCUCUUUCCCCAUUACGUCCGUCCGUUGCCAGGAGGUUGCUCUCUCCUGCUAGCCUGCCAACUCCUUCGGUGGAAAGAGCCAUGCCUUGUCUUACAUUCCCUUAUGGUUCCUGAUGACGAGCACAGUGUCCACAGGAGGAUGAUUAUGGAGAGGGAGAAGAUGAUGCAGAAGUCCAGCAAGAAUGCCUCCAUAAAUUUUCUACUCGGGACUAUAUAAUGGAGCCCUCCAUCUUUAAUACUCUGAAGAGGUAUUUUCAGGCAGGAGGAUCUCCGGAGAAUGUUAUCCAGCUCUUAUCGGAGAACUACACUGCUGUGGCCCAGACUGUCAACCUGCUGGCUGAGUGGCUCAUUCAGACAGGUGUUGAACCAGUGCAGGUUCAGGAAACUGUGGAAAAUCACUUGAAGAGUUUGUUGAUCAAGCAUUUUGACCCCCGCAAAGCAGAUUCUAUUUUUACUGAAGAAGGAGAGACCCCAGCAUGGCUUGAACAAAUGAUCGCACAUACCACAUGGAGAGAUCUUUUUUACAAACUGGCUGAAGCCCAUCCAGACUGUUUGAUGCUCAACUUCACCGUUAAGCUUAUUUCUGACGCAGGCUAUCAAGGGGAGAUAACCAGUGUAUCCACAGCCUGCCAGCAGCUGGAAGUGUUUUCUAGAGUGCUUCGAACCUCGCUGGCUACGAUUUUGGAUGGAGGAGAAGAAAACCUUGAGAAGAACCUCCCUGAGUUUGCCAAGAUGGUGUGCCAUGGGGAGCACACGUACCUGUUCGCCCAAGCCAUGAUGUCCGUGCUGGCUCAGGAGGAGCAGGGGGGCUCCGCCGUGCGCAGGAUCGCUCAGGAAGUUCAGCGCUUUGCCCAGGAGAAAGGCCAUGAUGCCAGUCAGAUCACACUGGCAUUAGGCACAGCCGCCUCCUACCCCAGGGCUUGCCAGGCCCUUGGGGCUAUGUUGUCCAAAGGAGCCCUGAAUCCGGCCGACAUCACAGUCCUGUUCAAGAUGUUUACAAGCAUGGACCCACCUCCUGUUGAGCUUAUCCGGGUGCCGGCUUUCCUGGACCUGUUCAUGCAGUCACUCUUCAAACCCGGGGCCAGGAUCAACCAGGACCACAAGCACAAGUAUAUCCAUAUCUUGGCAUAUGCAGCAAGCGUGGUUGAGACCUGGAAAAAGAACAAGCGAGUGAGCAUCAAUAAAGAUGAACUGAAGUCAACCUCAAAAGCUGUUGAGACUGUUCACAAUUUGUGUUGCAAUGAGAACAAAGGGGCCUCUGAGCUAGUGGCAGAGUUGAGUACACUUUAUCAGUGUAUUAGGUUUCCCGUGGUAGCAAUGGGUGUGCUGAAGUGGGUGGAUUGGACUGUAUCCGAGCCCAGGUACUUCCAGCUGCAGACCGACCACACCCCGGUGCACCUGGCCUUGCUGGACGAGAUCAGCACCUGUCACCAGCUCCUGCACCCCCAGGUCCUGCAGCUGCUCGUUAAGCUUUUUGAGACUGAGCACUCCCAGCUGGACGUGAUGGAGCAGCUUGAGUUAAAGAAGACCCUGCUGGACAGGAUGGUGCACCUGCUGAGCCGUGGUUACGUUCUUCCUGUUGUCAGUUACAUCCGGAAGUGCCUGGAGAAGCUGGAUACUGACAUUUCACUCAUUCGCUAUUUUGUAACUGAGGUUCUGGACGUCAUUGCCCCUCCCUACACCUCUGACUUCGUGCAGCUCUUCCUUCCCAUCUUGGAAAAUGACAGCAUCGUGGGCACCAUUAAAACGGAAGGCGAACAUGACCCUGUGACGGAAUUUAUAGCUCACUGCAAGUCCAAUUUCAUCCUGGUGAACUAACUAGAGCAUCCUGCAGAGCUGAGCAGAACAUUCCAGGAGAGGAGACCAAUUGCGGAAAACCCUUUCAAGAAGCUGCUGUUUAGGGAGGUGGGCUCUGAUGGGAGGAGCUGGAUAGCUGUUCUGAGGGGAAAAUGUUGGCAGUGCAAGAGGAAACUCCCAGGGAUGGUUCCCCUCCUGUCCACCCAGGCUGCCCCCCGGGGCCUGCUGACAGUAUCCACUCCCGCCUGCAGAGGAGCUGCGUCCCCAUUGCCUCCUGGGACGGCCCCACCUGUCAGCCCUGGGCUGGUGGGAGCUGGGAACCGGACACUCAGGGGAAGGACUUCAAGCUGACUUCAGUUUUCUGACAAAACCCGAUUAUUAGUUGGUAUUUUGUUGUGAUUGUUUUAAUUUUCCAAGAACAAAUAAAAGCCUGCUCUCAUGUGGAAUAAGGCACGCUCAGGCCCCA
Manis pentadactyla (Chinese pangolin) is the source of this 2317-nucleotide messenger RNA. RefSeq names its product negative elongation factor complex member C/D (gene NELFCD). Gene Ontology annotation, molecular function: RNA binding. The transcript is spliced from 15 exons. Gene Ontology annotation, cellular component: NELF complex; nucleus. Gene Ontology annotation, biological process: negative regulation of transcription elongation by RNA polymerase II. The record is from RefSeq and is a predicted model, not a curated record. Lineage: Eukaryota; Metazoa; Chordata; Mammalia; Pholidota; Manidae. The coding region runs from base 271 to 1872 and encodes 533 amino acids.